Lemur catta (Ring-tailed lemur) is the source of this 1189-nucleotide messenger RNA. It is a transcript of the gene MAGIX, whose product is annotated as MAGI family member, X-linked. The transcript is spliced from 6 exons. Bases 1 to 936 code for a protein of 311 amino acids. NCBI's taxonomy places the organism in Eukaryota, Metazoa, Chordata, Mammalia, Primates, Lemuridae. The record is from RefSeq and is a predicted model, not a curated record. Gene Ontology annotation, molecular function: protein binding.
AUGUUCGGAGGCCGCGGCCCUCGCCUGCCAGCGGGCCCCAGCGCCCGGCAGCUCCUGGCGCGGCUGGACGCGCGCCCCCUGGCGGCCCGAGCUGCGGCCGACGUGGCGGCGCUGGUGCGCAGGGCCGGCGCCACAUUGCACCUGCGCCCCAAGGAGGCUGUUAGCGUGCUGGACUCUGCAGACAUAGAAGUCACAGACAGUCGCCUGCCUCAUCCCAUUGCUGUGGAUCACCAGCCCCAGCAUCGUCGGUCAGAGACCCUGGGUACGUGUAGUGCACUUCCUGGAGUGACCCAGAGUAAGGCACAUCAUGCUUCGAAGCCGUCCCAGACCUCUGGUCAGUUCUGUGUGGAGCUGGUCCGCGGUUCCGCAGGCUUUGGCCUCACCUUGAGCGGCGGCCACGAUGUAAAUGGGGACGCUCCGCUGGCGGUUCGCGGGCUGCUGAAGGACGGGCCUGCACAGCGCUGUGGUCGCUUGCAGGUCGGCGACCUAGUGCUCCACAUCAACGAAGAGUCAACGCAGGGCCUCACCCAUGCCCAGGUCGUGGAGCGGAUCCGUACUGGAGGUCCCCGGCUCCGCCUGGUGCUCUACCGGCCUCUCAAGACCCAUCCCGGCAAGCCUGAGAGCGUGGGAAGGUCCCAGAUAGGAGGUGAUCGCAGCCCAGAUCCUGGGGAGCCGGAGGUGAUGAGGUCUCGCAGCAGCAGCACUUCCCCAGUUCAGCACCCUCGAUCCCGCACAACGCACAAGACCCGGGACAGCCUGGAGCCUAGUCCAGAGGCGGCGGCCCACGGUCCCGCGGUUCCUCCCCGUGAGGACCGCAUCCCGGGUUCCCCGGGGCCCUGGUUGGUGCCAAGCGAGGAACGUCUCUCGCGGGCCCUAGGGGUCUCUGGGGCGGCGCAGCUCGCUCAGGAGAUGUCAGCCGGAAGGCGGAGGCACUGAGCCUAUGUCAGACUGCUCGGUGCUUCGUUGGUGCCGCCCAACCUGGAUCUGGUGUGCCAGGCUCGCCUCGCACUGGCACCGCCCCGAGCGUCCGCUUGGUCUGGUCCCCACCCCCCUCGUCCCGCUGCGCAGUCAGUCAGCCCGCACUCCCCUCUCAACGUCAGUGGUACGGCCGGUCCAGCCCGGCCAGCCCUGCGCUUCUGGUUUGGGCGAGGGAAGUAUUAAAAUGGUUCCAUCCAGUCUUGACUUGCCA